Molecule: messenger RNA, 952 nt
Organism: Ictalurus furcatus (blue catfish)
Lineage: Eukaryota; Metazoa; Chordata; Actinopteri; Siluriformes; Ictaluridae
Gene: cdkn2
Product: cyclin-dependent kinase inhibitor 2A/B (p15, inhibits CDK4)
Exons: 2
Coding region: 288-680 (130 amino acids)
Biological process (GO): regulation of cyclin-dependent protein serine/threonine kinase activity; negative regulation of cell population proliferation
Cellular component (GO): nucleus
Molecular function (GO): cyclin-dependent protein serine/threonine kinase inhibitor activity; protein kinase binding
Source: RefSeq, a predicted model, not a curated record
UGACACAAACACAAGACAAGUCCGAACAUAUAUCCCGGGCACCCGCUGCUCGGGAGAGAGAGAGCGAGAGAGAGCGCGUAUAAAGGCAUCUAUUCUGAAUGCGACGACACACACACACACACACACACACACACACACACAGAGUAUUUAAUAUAAUAUAGCACAGUGUCGCGCGAUGCGCCUGGUGUAAAGUCCUCGCGCACACCUGUCCUGUCUGUGACUUACCUGUCACACAGUACGCAGUCCGGGCUCGCGCACAGGUGAGAGCAGGUGAGGGAGACGGCAGGAUGCGCGCGGCCGAAGCGGACAGACUGGCGAAUGAACUCACGAGCGCGGCGGCGGCGGGAGACACUGCGCGCGCUGAACUCCUGCUGCAGAACGGAGCUGAGAUCAACCGCGCGAACCGCUUCGGGAGAACACCUGUACAGGUGAUGAUGAUGGGCAGCGAGCGCAUGGCCAGCCUCCUGCUAUUGCACGGUGCGAACCCAAACAUGGUGGACGCGAGUACGGGCGCGACGCCGCUACACGACGCAGCGCGUGAGGGUUUCCUCCUCACCGUACAGCUGUUAGUCAGAGCCGGAGCUGACGUCACCGCACUGGACUACAGUGGGCGGAGCCCGGCCAAGUACGCACUGCAGGCUGGCCACGCUCACAUCGCCAAGUACUUACACACCCUCUAACCAACUUUAUGAACUGCUGUUCCAGUGUUUUAUUAGUCUCUAAUAAUGUUUAUAAACAUGAUGACGACACAGACACUGAAUGCACUUUACACCUUUCUCUAUUUUAUUAAAAUUAUAUGUGUGUGUGUGUGUGUGUGUAAUACUACGAUGUAUUGUAGAUCUGAUGAUUAAUGUUUCUGUGCUGGAACACUGAAAUAUCAACCAGAUUAUUAAAUAAAGAUGAAAUAUCAGGAUAUUUAAAUAAAUAAAUAAUGAAAUAAUUAUUCAGCAUG